Merops nubicus (carmine bee-eater) is the source of this 1146-nucleotide messenger RNA. RefSeq names its product cytoplasmic dynein 1 intermediate chain 1-like. Gene Ontology annotation, cellular component: cytoplasmic dynein complex. The record is from RefSeq and is a predicted model, not a curated record. Lineage: Eukaryota; Metazoa; Chordata; Aves; Coraciiformes; Meropidae. The transcript has 9 exons. Gene Ontology annotation, molecular function: dynein heavy chain binding; dynein light chain binding. The annotation marks the transcript as partial. Gene Ontology annotation, biological process: transport along microtubule.
AUGUACCAGUACAGGUUAGGGUCUGACCCGCUAGAAGGUAGCUCUGCAGAGAAGGACCUGGGAGUCCUGCUGGACAGCAAGUUAACCAUAAGACAGCAGUGUGCCCCUGUGUACAAGAAGGCCAAUGAGGAUGAAGAUGAUGAAGAGAUGGUGGAGCCAAAAGCACAGGAUGACUUGGAGACAGAAAAUCAAGACCAGAAGCAGGAAGUGAAAGAAGCUCCUCCUAGAGAACUGACAGAAGAAGAAAAACAGCAAGUUCUCCAUUCAGAAGAAUUCCUGAUUUUUUUUGACCGGACAAUACGUGUAAUUGAGCGAGCUUUGGCUGAAGAUUCAGACAUCUUCUUUGACUACAGUGGCAGAGAUGUAGAAGAGAAAGAUGGAGAUGUUCAAGCAGGAGCCAACCUUUCCUUUAACCGUCAGUUUUAUGAUGAGCACUGGUCAAAGCAUCGUGUUGUCACCUGUAUGGAUUGGUCUCUUCAGUAUCCUGAGUUGAUGGUUGCAUCUUAUAACAAUAAUGAAGAUGCUCCACAUGAGCCUGAUGGGGUAGCCUUGGUAUGGAACAUGAAGUUCAAGAAAACCACACCAGAAUAUGUUUUCCAUUGUCAGUCCUCCGUGAUGUCUGUCUGUUUUGCCCGCUUUCACCCAAACCUGGUCGUUGGCGGAACUUACUCUGGCCAAAUUGUCCUGUGGGAUAACCGCAGUCACAGGCGCACUCCAGUUCAGAGAACUCCCUUAUCUGCUGCUGCUCACACGCAUCCUGUGUAUUGCGUGAAUGUAGUUGGAACACAGAAUGCGCACAAUCUCAUUACUGUCUCCACGGAUGGCAAAAUGUGCUCCUGGAGCCUGGACAUGCUCUCGACUCCACAGGAGAGCAUGGAGCUAGUGUACAAUAAGUCCAAACCAGUGGCGGUUACAGGAAUGGCUUUCCCAACUGGAGAUGUCAAUAACUUUGUCGUUGGCAGUGAAGAGGGAACAGUCUACACAGCCUGUCGUCAUGGAAGUAAAGCUGGCAUUGGUGAAAUUUUUGAAGGCCACCAAGGACCCGUCACAGGAAUCAAUUGUCACAUGGCAGUGGGUCCAAUUGACUUUUCCCAUCUCUUUGUCACAUCAUCAUUUGACUGGACAGUCAAGUUGUGGACCACAAAG